Peronospora belbahrii is the source of this 933-nucleotide messenger RNA. NCBI's taxonomy places the organism in Eukaryota, Oomycota, Peronosporomycetes, Peronosporales, Peronosporaceae. The record is from the annotation of a GenBank genome assembly.
AUGUUUACCAGCAGCAAGUUCAGUUCCCUGUGCCUCGCCGUCGUGGCGCUUUCAAGUGGCGCGUACGCUGAGAAGGAGGCUACUCAGACGUUUGGAUUGCUUGGUGGGGGUCUUCACGGCGGGGGUAUGCUUGGUGGUUCUAGAAUGUAUGGAGCUGGUGUAGGCGUUGGGCUGUAUGGAGGAGGUAUCGGCGUCGGAGGUAUCGGCGUCGGAGGUGGGCUGUACGGACGAGGCAUUGGCGUGGGCGUCGGAGGCGGACUGUACGGACGUGGUGUCGGUGUUGACUCUGGACUGUACGGACGAGGCGUUGGCGUCGGAACUGGAGUGGGAGGUGUGAGCGUCAGUAAUGGGAACAAUGUCGCUGGAGUUGGUGCCAGUGUGGGGCGCACUUACAGUGUCGACGCAACUGCUGGUACGGGUGUAAGUGCUGCUGCCAGUGUAGGAGGUGCUUCCGGCGGAGUUGGUGCGAGCCCUCUGGAAACGGUGCAAAUGGCCCUGUUAGUGCUGACGGAAAGAGCUACCACAACGACGAACGGUAACACAGUCACGUCGACGUCACAAAAUGGUGGUGCCACAGUGAGCGCAAGCACAACGGUCACAGGUACAGGACCAGGGACUAACAAUGCAGGAACUGGCACAACCACGAAAGGCAACACAAUUACGUUAACGUCGCAGAAUGGUGGUACCAACGCGAUUGCAAGCACAACGACAACAGGCACGAUCCCCGUAACUACUGGAACGGGUAAAACAACCACGAGCACCGUGACCGCUGGAAAGGGAACAACGAACACGGGCGCUAGUCCCUCAACCACAGGAGUGAGUCCCGCAACCGCUGGCAAGAGUCCCGCAACCGCUGGAACGGGCGCCCCAAGUACGAGCUCUGUAACUGGUACAACGACCCAGAAGGGAUAUCGCAAGCUGCGUUCUGAGUGA